This is a messenger RNA of Portunus trituberculatus (swimming crab), 1514 nucleotides long. RefSeq names its product glutamate receptor ionotropic, kainate 1-like. The record is from RefSeq and is a predicted model, not a curated record. Gene Ontology annotation, cellular component: membrane. Gene Ontology annotation, biological process: monoatomic ion transport. The transcript has 11 exons. The coding region runs from base 112 to 1359 and encodes 415 amino acids. Gene Ontology annotation, molecular function: glutamate-gated receptor activity. Lineage: Eukaryota; Metazoa; Arthropoda; Malacostraca; Decapoda; Portunidae.
UCUCCACAAAUGCACUGUCAAACAAAUUACUUACAACGCAGCUAGUAAGUCAUCAAUAAAGCGAGAGUGUCUGAGGUGCUUUAAGAGACUGCCACCGACUUCACUCACGCCAUGACAGCAGCACCACAAAAACCUGUGCUCAAGGUGGCCGUGGAGGAGUGGGUGCCAUGGACGAAGGUGGUGACGGAGGCCAACGGGGCCCUGAGGAUCGAGGGCCCUAUGGCUAAUCUCCUCGACAUUCUCUCCAGCGUCCUUAACUUCGACUACGAGUUCGUGCGGCCUGUGGACAGAGUGUGGGGAGGCCCUGAUGCAAAUGGAUCUUGGAAUGGCCUUCUGGGACUCCUACAGCGUAGGGAGGUGGAGCUGGCGGUGGGGCCAUUUGGAGUGACGAACCAGAGGGAGACAGUAUGUGACUUCUCAGACGCUUUCUACAGCGAGAACAACGCCAUCCUGAUGGUGAGACCCACGCUUCAGAACGACGUGGCCGGCUUUGCCAAACCCUUCGCUAACGAGGUGUGGCUGCUGACGCUGGUGAGUCUGGUGGCAAUGGUGGUGGUGAUGGCGCGAGUGGCGACGGCGGAAGCGAAUUUGUACAACACCAAGAACCGCAACACCCUGGCCAAGGCGGCCAUCUGGGGCCUCAAGGCCUUCACUCAGGAAGGGUCUGAGUGGCUGCCACCCCAUGACGCAGGCCGCAUGCUGGUCACCACCUGGCUGCUGGCAUCCCUAGUGUUCAUGUCCUCCUACAGCGGCAUUCUCACCGCCAUGCUCACCGUGCCGCGAGUCACCAUUCCCAUUGACUCCCUGGCAGACCUGGUGGCGCAGGACGACCUGCCCUGGAGGCUGGAGGCGGGCUCCAUGAUGUUCCAGUACUUCCAAGAAGCUGACGACGGUGUGCGCAGGAGCGUGUUCACUAGGACGUCAGGAACCUUCCAGGACUGCUGGGCGGCACGUCAGGACAUCGCUGAGGGGAGGUAUGCGGCCAUCUGCGACAGAACCACCAUGAAGAAAGCCAUGUCGUGGGAUUUCAGCACCAGUGGCCGGUGUCACCUGUACAUCUCCCGCGAGAAUGUGUACAGCAACGUGCAGAUCGCCAUGGCCUUCCAGAUCAACUCCACGUAUCGUGAGAGGUCGAACAGGAUCAUCCACGCCGUGAAGGAGUCGGGGAUCCUGAACCGCUGGAUUGGUGCUCAGAUCACCAACACCAGCCAGUGCCUUCGCCCACCCACCGCAGACCGCAGCGAGGCCAUCGCAGCCCUCAGUAUCGAAAGUAUGGGCGGCUGCUUCCUUGUGCUGGUGGGAGGUCUGGCAGCGGGCACGGCAGCCUUCUUCCUGGAGACCGUCAUACCAAGGCUGUGAGGCUCCGUGGCUUUGGGAGGAAACAGGCCUCACUGCCCAGCCCUUCACGUCCCCAAGACCACCCAGUGACCAACCCUCCGCUGUAAUGAAUGACACCCUGCUCUGCCGUGAUGACCUGUGACCUGUGACCUCCUGUACCAGCGGCAAUGUAACAA